Messenger RNA from Rhodofomes roseus, 1230 nucleotides. RefSeq lists its product as uncharacterized. The coding region runs from base 242 to 910 and encodes 222 amino acids. The record is from RefSeq and is a predicted model, not a curated record. Gene Ontology annotation, biological process: cell surface receptor signaling pathway. NCBI's taxonomy places the organism in Eukaryota, Fungi, Basidiomycota, Agaricomycetes, Polyporales, Fomitopsidaceae. The transcript is spliced from 7 exons.
UCACCUGCGUCGCCAUCGACGUCUUCAGAUGUACAUUCAAGUACCGAUACUUCUUCUCAAACAUCCGUGGUGCCUUCCAACACUCCAACUGCAACGUCGGUGAAACCUCAUACGACUAAAUCAAAAGUCGUCAAUUCUACGCUUAAGUAUGCGAUCAGUGCGCUCGACAUCGCGGGGGAUGUCGUGUCGCUACUGAGCGUUAUUCCUACGCCAGUCAGCGCCGCUCUGGGUGCGGCGAUGAAUGUCUUGCAGGUCAUCCAGGAUGGUCGGAAACAAGCAACGCGGGCAGAAGCUCAUCCGCAAGAUCGUUGACAUUGCCGACACUGUGAAUGAUACAAUCAAGAGGGAUGCGCGAAGAAUCGACGACAACUUUCUGCAGGCCCUGUCGGAUCUGAGCACGACAUUAGAGACCAUCAAGGAGACUUUGGAAAAUUAUGGCAAACGGAAGUGGUACAAACGCUUGGCACAAGUCGAAAGCAUAUCGCACGUCUUGGAUGCACAAGGCGAACAUCUAGAAGCAUCAAUACAAACGUUUAAGAUGAGGUCGCAAGUAACGACCAACUCACAAAUCGUACGGCUAAUGAAGCUGUGCGCGCCCAAAAAGCCCGAGCCAAAAGGUUCAGCACACAUCUUCCGGAUGCGGCAGAUCAACCUUCUUGAAACGCAUGGGGUCUGGCCUCCAGAAGGACCGACGCUGGGUCAGCAGUGGAAGGGCGAAUGGGAUGGUAAGGCAGUCGUAGUCCGGACGUUAUGCUCCAAGUCCGAAGAAUCGAAAAAAAUCGGACACCCGCAGUGGGUGUACUCUGUAGCUGAAGCUCGAUGUCCCGCCGGCAAACCGCUGCUCGGUUACUCACAUCCUACGUCAAGCACAAAGUUCUACGUCUUCGAGUGCGAGGUAGAUCCUAAGUAGAUCCCAAACCUACAUCCCAUAGCGACGAGCGCGAUCCGUCCAUCACGACUGCUGAUCUAUUUUCUCCGUGACAGUUGGCUAUCUUCAGCUCUGGGUUGUAGUAUUUUCGCUGCCCCGAUCGAGUUUCGCCGGUUGUGCAUGUCAUCGAAUUUCUACGUUGAUCUGUCGGCGUCCGUGUUGCGCGCAAUGCGAUGUCAAGACACGAGCUGUGCGCAGGCCAGUCAGCUGAUGUCUUGCGUCCUCGUCGAGGGCUGCGACAACCUGGCAAGUACACGCUGCAGGUCGUUAUCAGAAGUGGCCUUCCCUUAUCGUGCGCGUGA